Molecule: messenger RNA, 4590 nt
Organism: Symbiodinium sp. CCMP2592
Lineage: Eukaryota; Dinophyceae; Suessiales; Symbiodiniaceae
Source: the annotation of a GenBank genome assembly
AUGGCCACCGUCCCGCAGCGCGACCGCGUUUUUGCCUUCCGCGAUUUCGUGGUUCGGACCUUCGAAGAAGAGCUGCGCAGCGGACCUGUCUUGGACAUGGCUGGAGGAAAGGGCGACCUGUCAUGGCUUCUGGUGAAUGCAGAUGCUGCCGACGCAGUUGUUGUGGAUCCGCGAGUGACGGACCACACAAAGAUUUCACGCACUGCUAUGUGGCAUUUUGAGACUCGUGACUGGGACAUCCGCGAUCUCAGAACCGAACGUGGCCCUCAAGGACCGCUUCGUGCCUUGCACUUGGAACCGCCCUUUGCAGUGCCGCGGCAUCUCCGCGUCUUCAUGGACCAUGAUCUGCUUGCAGCUCGGCAGUCCACCGCCUGGGAGGAGUUCUGGACACAGGCCUCCAACAAGGCGGAAGCACUCACACAAAGAGGAGCAGGACACCACCAGUCCUCUGAGCAGGCACGAACUCAAGGAGUUUUGCGAGCCCAACGCAUCCAAGAUUCUGCGGAGGCCGCGACUGUGCUGAAGUCUUGCAGCCUCAUCCUUGGAUUUCAUCCCGACCAGGCAACAGAGCCUGCUGUCGACCUCGCGGUCGAACAGCGGAUUUCCUUCGCAGUAUGUCCGUGCUGUGUCUUUCCGAAAGAGUUCCCGCAGAGACAGCUGCGUGGCCACCGUGUGAAGACCUACCCAGUCCAGAUUUUCGGCCAGAAAUUAGCAUGUCUAGGAGGCUUUCGGGUAUCUCGCGCUAUGGCUAUGUCCGAGCUGUUUGAAGCGAUGGAGUCUGCUCUGGGGCAGGAAAGGACUUCCUACGAGUGGACCCUGGCUUUCACAAUUGCCCAGAUUCCUGUCGUGCUUUUUGUCCUGGCCAGCACGGGCGGGUUUGCGUUGGUUCGGAAGUUGCCCAAGUGGCUCUGGCGCUGCUGCAGGUGCCUAUGCUUCCGGAAGAGCCAGGAAGGAGACUCCAAGCUCAAAGAGCUCCAGAAUCAGUACCGGAUGCAGAUUGCGAAAUCAGCGGCAGCUCUGGGACUACUCUUGAGUGCGGCAUAUCGGCUCUACCAGCUGGCCAACGGAACGCUUGUUGAACGGAUCCAUCGUGAUGCCAUCUUGCUCGCCUGGGAGAUUCUACUUUUUGCUGUUUUACUACUUAUUCUGUGCGGGAAGAUGGCAUGGCGAUGGAUGAACUCUGCCUACUUCUUGUUAAUGUUGAUUCUGGCCAGUACUGUAUUGCCAGGCAUGAUAGGACCAGCAAACCUCGUCAUUGCGAUCUCGAUGACCUGGCUUCUGCGAUGCAGCAUCCUGCCACUGACUAAUUCGGUCGAGCUAGUGCUUAUCAGCAAUUUGAUCUGCCACGUGUGCAUGCGAGUUUCCACUGCGAGGAUGCUGGAAAUGAUUCCAGGUGGCCAAUCUGCCGUGUGGCGACAGCGGGCCGAGUUUUACAUACGUUUCGUUGACAAUUCCCUCGCUAUUGACACCGUCCUGUCCUUGCUCUCCUGCCUAGCCAGCAGUUGGCUCCAAAACACAACGUCUUCCAUUGUGGAGAAGAGCCUGGAGGCGGCGAUGUUAAAAAACGAGGCCAGGGCUUGUGAGUCCCUCUUGGCAACCUUCUGUGAGGCACACCUUUUCUUAGAUUCCCAGCUCCGACUCGUCAAAAAUGUACCGAAUCUCGCAUCCAUGCUCUUCCGUGCCAACAACAACGCUGGCACAGACUUCAUGCAGUGCCUUGCGACUGCAGACGACAAGGAGCGCUUCAUAGAAGGAGUAAAUCGGCCAGAUGCCGAGCGACCUUUCCUGGCGCAAGCAAUGCAUUUGGCUCUCCGCGAUGGCUACGGAAACACGGUGCCCGUGGAGUGCUUCCACGUGAAGACAGUGGAUGGCCACGGAGAGAUUCGACAUUUGGUGGGUCUUCGGGAAGAGACUGAGGCCAAGAUGGUUUCCUCCGCCUCCGCUCCCCCGAGCUCUCCGACGUUCCACAAGAGCCUCAGCGAAACCUCCGAUUCCAGUGGCCACCCGGACCCGGACGACUCCGAGCAGGCCUUUCUCAUCUUCGAUGCUGCGGAGCUGGACAUCAUGGGAGUGUCUGCGAACUUCAUGGAUGCAACAGGCCUCAACAUAUCGGAUGAGGCGAAGUUCUCAGAUUUGGUGGAUUUCAACGUUGACUUCCGAAGGCGGUUGGCGAAAACCAUUGGUGAGGCUGGAAAACAAGUAGCGAGCGAAGACCCGGAGAAUCCAGCUCCGGCGGCACACUUCCGGACGCAGCUGCACAUGAAAAUGCGCAACUACGCGGCAUUUGGGGAUGCUGUUGAUUUUCCGUCUUGGUUCAAUAUCCCUGCCUGUAUUCGGAAACUGAACUACUCUUCGAGACCGUACAUCAACAGCCCAGGCAACGGCGGUGUAACCAAGUCGAGGUGGAAGUUUAACGUGCAGAAGCAGCAUGGGCAGCUCAUCGUGCAAGGAAUACUCCUGAAGACAGUUGAUCGGCUACGCUCUCCGCGGGGCUCCGGCCGCAGAAGCACCAGGAGACGGCUCUCCGAGCCCUUGGAAUUUAUCGAGUACCUGUGCCAGAAGCACCCCUCCAUGCGCACUGUUGAUUUGGCAUUUGAGCCCGAGGAAAAGCAGAGUGGCACCGUCGUCGUCACGCCAGACGCGGCUACCUCUGCGAGAGCCACGGAGGAACGUGGACAUUGGCUGGCGCGUGCUGAUGCAAUCAUGGCCUGCGACCCAGCGGUAUUUGAGGCAGCAAGGAUCGAGACGGCACCAGAACGACUCCAGGAUUGUGGCGAGCAGUUGAAAGGUCUGUUUGAAGCAAACAUCGAUCAGUGCUGGGAGAUGUGCCAGCGCAAGAUCAAGACGCCAGUGCCCGUCACGCAGAACUGGCUGGUCUGCAGCCUGCUCAAACUGCUGAUGGCGUUGCUGAGAUGCGAGCUUCCACUCGACCCCGAGAAAGACAAGCAGGACCUCCCGAUGAAAGAGAAGGAGGUCAAGGUUGAGAACAUGUUCUGGCUUGCUUUGGUCUGGAGCUUCGGUGCUACGACGGACAGCGCAGGGAGGAAGAUCAUGAACUCGUUCAUCCGCUCGAUCCAGCAGGGCAUGCCCGUCAAGGAAGAGUUUGACCUCAUCGCUGACGACCCCACCAUGAGGCCGGUGACAAAGACGCCCUUCCCAGAGAAAGACACCGUGUACGAGUAUUUCGCCUUCGCUCAGUCCAACAAGUGGGAGAACUGGACAAAGAAGAUUACUGGCUUCGACAUUCCAAAAGAAGCCUUGGCACACCAAGUGAUGGUUCCGACUGCAGACACCGUGCGGAGUGCCUUCCUUCUGCAGUCCUUGGUUGCUUCAGAGUAUCACAUCUUGUACUCCGGCUUGACGGGCACCGGCAAAACUGUGGUGAUUCAACAAGAGCUGCUAAAGCGAUUUGACAAAGACAAGUACACGGUGAUCUCGUUUGCGUUCAGCGCGCAGACCAAUGCGAACCAGACGCAGGACAUCAUUGAUGGCAAGCUUGACAAGCGAAAGAAGGGCACCUAUGGACCUCCUUUUGGCAAGAAGUGCUUGCUUUUCAUCGAUGAUCUGAACAUGCCUGCCAAGGAGAAGUAUGGUGCUCAGCCACCGAUUGAGCUGCUCCGCCAGUGGAUGGACACUCAAGGCUGGUAUGAGAGAAAGACCGCAGAGUUCCGAAACCUGGUGGACCUGAUUUUCAUCGGCGCAAUGGGCCCGCCGGGUGCUGGACGGCCUUUCUUGACAGGCCGAUUUCAGCGGCACUUCAACCUCGUCUUCGUCACUCCGUUCGAACAAGAGAGCCUUCAAAGGAUUUUCCAGACCAUCAUGCAGUGGUUCUUGGGCCGAUUUCCUGGGGCUGUGGCCGGUGUGGCGAACGCAGUGGUGAGAUCCACAAUACAGCUUUACGAGGACAUGUCUGCGGCGAUGCUGCCCACCCCGGCAAAGAGCCAUUACACGUUCAACCUCCGCGAUCUGGCGAAGGUCCACCUCGGAAUUUGCCGAUGCCAGAAGAAGUCCAUGGAGUCGGCCGAUGACCUCGCGAGGUGUUGGGCGCAUGAAGCCCACCGCGUGUUUUAUGAUCGUCUCGUCACGAAAGACGAUCAGACAUGGUUCCGGGAGAAGAUGAGCGAGAUUCUAAAGGAAAACUUCAAGAAGGAUUGGAAGAGCUUAGUCAAGGUCGAGCCUUUGAUCUGGUGUGACUUCAUCGACCCCAGGGCAAGCCACUACCAGCAAGUCGAGGAACCUGAUCAGCUUGUCCAGGUGCUUGACAAUUUCCUGAUGGAGUACAACUCAAUGGCCAAGCGAGGCAUGGAGUUGGUCCUCUUCAUGGCGGCGGCCCAGCAUGUCAGCCAAGUGGUGCGUGUUCUGAAGACGCCACUGGGAAAUGCGUUGCUGGUGGGCGUCGGAGGCAGUGGCAGAAAAAGCUUGGCGACGCUUGCUGCUUUCGUUGCCGAGCAGGAGACCUUCCAGAUCGAAAUCACGAAGAGCUACGGCAUGAAUGACUGGCACGAAGACAUCAAGCGCUUGCUGAUCCGUUGCGGUGGACAGAUGAAGGAGGCCUCGGUUUGGGCUGUCGCGACCAGGGCUCAGGUUUAG